AACCAUGCUGUUGCCGGCCGAUAUGCUGGCGGCCCAGUCCAAGAUGGUCUAUCAGAUCAACAAGUAUUUCGGGGAACGCGUGAUGACCAGAAAGAGUCAAGUGAUGAAGACGAUCCAGGAGGUGUGUCGAGUGGUGCAGGACGUACUGAAGGAAGUAGAGGUCCAGGAACCGCGGUUCAUCUCGUCGUUGACCGACUACAACGGCCGCUUCGACGGUCUGGACGUGAUUUCGCCGACGGAGUUCGAGAUCGUGAUCUACCUUAACCAGAUGGGAGUUCUAAAUUUCGUGGACGACGGCACGCUACCGGGUUGCGCGGUGCUGAAGCUCAGCGACGGUCGAAAGAGGUCCAUGUCCCUCUGGGUGGAAUUCAUCACCGCGUCUGGCUAUCUGUCGGCCAGAAAGAUCCGCUCGAGAUUCCAGACCCUGGUGGCGCAGGCUUGCGACAAAUGCGCCUACAGAGAUUCCGUGAAAAUGAUAGCGGACACCACCGAAGUGAAGCUGCGUAUCAGAGAGCGAUACGUGGUGCAGAUCACCCCGGCCUUCAAGUGUGCCGGACUCUGGCCAAGAUCGGCCUCCCACUGGCCCAUAGCGCACAUACCCUGGCCACAUCCUAACAUCGUGGCGGAAGUGAAAACCGAAGGAUUCGAUAUGCUGUCGAAGGAGUGUAUAGGUCUGCAAGGGAAGCAGUCGGCGAUGGAGGGCGACGCUUGGGCGUUGUCCUUCAUAGACGCGGAGAACCGUCUGCUGCAAGGUGGCAGUCGUAAGCGUUGUCUGAGUAUCUUGAAGACUCUCAGAGACAGACAUCUGGAUCUACCUGGCAACCCCGUCACCAGUUACCACAUGAAGACCCUGUUACUGUACGAGUGCGAGAAACAUCCCCACGAGGCUGAGUGGGACGAGACGUGCAUCGGAGACCGCAUCAACGGAAUACUGUUGCAAUUGAUCUCUUGCCUGCAGUGUCGCAGGUGUCCACAUUAUUUCCUACCUAAUCUCGACCUGUUCAAGGGAAAAUCGCCCAGUGGGCUGGAGAACGCGGCCAAACAGGUGUGGAGACUCACCAGGGAGCUUCUCACGAACAGCCGCGCCCUGGAGAAACUGUAGUUAACGUUUCGAUUUACUUGGAGAUUGUAUAUUGAGAAGCUGUCUUAAUCGGUGUACCGACCAUUCGCGAACUGUAGAGAAAUUCCGAAUACCAUUUGCUGGACUGGCUGAGAAUUUUCGAGAAGCAAACUGGAAGUACUCGUCGUUCAGAAGACUAGUGUGUGUUUGCGAAAGCGAGAACGAUCGUGCGUGUGUGAUUUUGUGGUCCCGAGGACGAUCUUGAACCAGUGCCAUAAAUACGAUGACGAAUUUUCUGUUUGACUCGAAACACGAAUGUUCCCUGUCAGGAGGGAGUCGCCGACGGCCAGUUACGUCGGAUCUAACACUGCGAUCUAACUCUUAACCGGUGAUAUUCGUGUUCGCUCGCGAAUUGCAACACGAUACGAUAAUCGUGGAAGAAAUGUGACGAACACCGUUCAACGGAAUAUUCGUGAAAUCGUUGAGAAAAGGGAACGUACGAGUCACCGGUUACGGGUCACUUCGGUCCUCUGUUUUAAUCGAUCUAUCCUGUCUACCGACGCUAUGUAAAUACUACUUGAAAGAUAUUUAUUGAAAGUGUACACGAAAAUUGUGAAAUACAAUGCUAUUUAUAUGGAACCAUA
Megachile rotundata (alfalfa leafcutting bee) is the source of this 1704-nucleotide messenger RNA. Its product is annotated as protein mab-21. The record is from RefSeq and is a predicted model, not a curated record. Lineage: Eukaryota; Metazoa; Arthropoda; Insecta; Hymenoptera; Megachilidae.